AUGAAGCUUGGUGUGUUGGCUACUGGUGCCGCCUAUGGCACCACAUUGCUCCCUUCUAGCCCUCAGCAGUGUUGCUCUGCUCUGCUGAAGGAGGCUGGUCUCUCCGAUCUUGUCGCCACAAAGAACCAGUCACUUUACAAUGAGCGAAUCGACUCCUACUGGUCGGUCAGUGCUGCCUUGCAUCCUGACUGCAUGGUAUUGCCCAAGACGCCCGAGGAUGUCUCGAAGGUCAUGAAGGUCAUCGCCAAGAACCAAUGCAAGUUCGGUAUUCGCGGUGGCGGCCAUGGCAACUUUAAGUUGUCCAACUCUGUCGAGGAGGGCAUUACAAUCGACUUUGGUUUUAUGAAUGGAACAUCGUACGACGAAGAGAAGAACGUCGUGAGUGUGGGACCUGGUGGCCAUUGGCAAGAUGUCUACGACACUCUUAUCCCAUACGGCCUUGCUGUCGCUGGUGGUCGUGCUGGAACUGUUGGUGUUGGCGGUUUCGUCACAGGUGGAGGAAACUCCUUUUAUUCUGCGUCUCAUGGAAUGGCUUGUGAUACAGUGGCGGGUUGGCAGCUCGUCCUCGCCAAUGGUGAUAUCGUUGAAGCAAACGCCGAAUCCAAUGCUGAUCUCUGGCAGGCCAUGAAGGGUGGCUCUGGAAACCUGGGUCUGAUCACAAGAAUCGACAUGUAUCCCAUUGAGUUUGUCGACCGUAACAACCCUUCAAUCUGGGGUGGUAACCUUCUCUACAAGCCUGAGUCAGGCCCUGCAGUCAUCGAUGCCCUUAUUGAUUUCACCGCCAAUGUCCCCAAGGACGAAAACUCCAGCAGCAUCGUUUACUGGGCUUAUCUUCCCGCCUUAGCUGGUGGCACUAUUCUCAACGCAGCUAUAGAGAACACCAAGGGUGAGGUCAAGCCCCCUGCUUUCGACAGCUUCUAUGCCAUCCCUGAUAUUCAAGGUGACACCACUGUCACUGAAAAACUUAGCAAGGUCACCAAGGAUCUUGGUUCAGGUCAACCUCCCCACUUCCGCAACGUCUGGUUCACAAGCUCCUUCAAGCCCAAUGCUGAACUCCUGAACUAUGUCGUUGAGAAGUAUGACGAGCUCAACCAGGCCCUUGAGGCUCUCAUGCCUAGUGCCGAGUCAGAGCUCAACACACUCUGCAUGUUCCAACCCAUCACCAAGUCCAUCGCCGAGAAGGGUGUCAAGAAUGGCGGCAACGUCAUGGGUCUAGACAAGUACACAGAGGACGGAGAUGGUAUCAUGUUCCUCCUCACCUGGGCUGCCAAGGGUGAGGCAAGCGAGGAGGCUGCUUUCCCUCUCCUCAAGGCUUACAUGGACGAUAUCGAGACCAAGGCAAAGGAGAUGGAUGCUUGGUGGGCUUGGAAGUUUAUCAACUACGCUCAUCUUACACAAGAUCCCCUAGCGACUAUUGGAGAUGAGGCUCUUGCCAAGCUUCGUGCUGCUAGCAAGAAGUACGAUCCUCAGGGUGUCUUCCAGAAGCUUCGAUCUUCUGGUGUCAAGAUUCCUUUUUAA
Messenger RNA from Fusarium tjaetaba, 1518 nucleotides. Its product is annotated as nicotine oxidase. Bases 1 to 1518 code for a protein of 505 amino acids. The record is from RefSeq and is a predicted model, not a curated record. Gene Ontology annotation, molecular function: FAD binding. Lineage: Eukaryota; Fungi; Ascomycota; Sordariomycetes; Hypocreales; Nectriaceae. The transcript is spliced from 7 exons.